CUUGCCAAGUUAAGACAUCCCCGACUAUUGGAGAUCAAGACCCCCUUAGAAGAAACCAAAGAAUCGCUCAUGUUUGUGACUGAGGUGGUUGUGGCCAGUGUUGCUAACCUGACUGGCAAGUAUGAUAACAUAUUGGGCGGGCUCCCGCGUGCACUCAAAGACUUCAGUUUGACAGAUGUGGACCGCCAAUUGGGGCUACUCCAGGUGGCCGAGGGACUCAAUUUUCUGCACAAGUCUGCGAGACUAUUACAUGGUAG
Molecule: messenger RNA, 257 nt
Organism: Sphaeroforma arctica JP610
Lineage: Eukaryota; Ichthyosporea; Ichthyophonida
Exons: 1
Biological process (GO): protein phosphorylation
Molecular function (GO): ATP binding; protein kinase activity
Source: RefSeq, a predicted model, not a curated record